GCGCGAAUAUUUUAAUUGCAGUGACAGUGAUCAUUAAACAUGAAGUUAACGGUAACACUCCUCCUCCUCGUGGCUGUGACCCAGGCGGCAAAAUCAGUGACAUCUAAAACAAAACAGAAGAUUCAAGAUAUCGAUAGAGGAGACAAGACAGAGAAGAGAGAGCUGGAAGAAGGGAACAGCGGCAUAGAGAAAAGAGCACCUCUGUUACCAUCAGUGCCUUCUUCAGUUGCAACCGGCAGCGUGGAAUACGCAGACACGAAGGAAAGUUUACAGGACAAAUCUCCGACACAGCAAGUUUACGCGACACCUGUGCCACAAAUCUCUAAGAUAUCAGACGUGCUGACCGGACAGGGCCCUCCAUUCCAAGCUGCUAUCGCUAGUCAUCUGUAUUCUCCUAUCUCAAUCUACCAAUCCAGGGUGAGUUUAGAGAACAGCUUUUUAUAA
This is a messenger RNA of Vanessa atalanta (red admiral), 444 nucleotides long. RefSeq lists its product as uncharacterized. The coding region runs from base 40 to 444 and encodes 134 amino acids. The record is from RefSeq and is a predicted model, not a curated record. The transcript is spliced from 4 exons. Lineage: Eukaryota; Metazoa; Arthropoda; Insecta; Lepidoptera; Nymphalidae.